AGAGGAGCCCAAGGUGGGGAUAAAGACGAUCAAGAUGUACUGCCAGAGGAUGCAGGAGGAGAACAUCACCAGAGCGCUGAUCGUGGUGCAGCAAGGCAUGACCCCCUCGGCAAAGCAGUCCCUGGUAGAUAUGGCUCCCAAGUACAUCCUGGAGCAGUUCCUGCAGCAGGAGCUCCUGAUCAACAUCACAGAACACGAGUUGGUCCCGGAGCACGUUGUCAUGACGAAGGAAGAAGUGACUGAGCUACUGGCCAGAUAUAAGCUGAGAGAGAACCAGCUCCCGAGGAUACAGGCCGGGGAUCCGGUGGCCCGGUACUUCGGAAUAAAGCGUGGUCAGGUAGUGAAGAUCAUAAGGCCGAGCGAGACUGCGGGCCGCUACAUCACCUACAGGCUGGUGCAGUAACCUGGAGCUGUCGGCAUGGACUUUGCUGUAACUCCUUGCUCUUCGCUAAGGACUUAUGCCGUGGAAGUAACCUGAAGCAACUGAUUUGUGCAGGGAGGAAGCGAGAGGAAAAAGGCUUUUGCUUUCCUAUUUUAUUUAUAGGAUCUUACUUUUAAUAAAGGUUUGUACUCUCGCUGUU
Molecule: messenger RNA, 581 nt
Organism: Pygoscelis adeliae (Adelie penguin)
Lineage: Eukaryota; Metazoa; Chordata; Aves; Sphenisciformes; Spheniscidae
Gene: POLR2E
Product: polymerase (RNA) II (DNA directed) polypeptide E, 25kDa
Exons: 6
Coding region: 35-403 (122 amino acids)
Biological process (GO): DNA-templated transcription
Cellular component (GO): RNA polymerase III complex; RNA polymerase II, core complex; RNA polymerase I complex
Molecular function (GO): DNA binding; DNA-directed RNA polymerase activity
Source: RefSeq, a predicted model, not a curated record